Oncorhynchus mykiss (rainbow trout) is the source of this 2461-nucleotide messenger RNA. RefSeq names its product polyhomeotic-like protein 2. The record is from RefSeq and is a predicted model, not a curated record. NCBI's taxonomy places the organism in Eukaryota, Metazoa, Chordata, Actinopteri, Salmoniformes, Salmonidae. Gene Ontology annotation, cellular component: PRC1 complex; nucleus. Gene Ontology annotation, molecular function: histone binding; zinc ion binding; chromatin binding. Gene Ontology annotation, biological process: negative regulation of DNA-templated transcription.
ACAACAAGUUCUGGGAAAUGUUUCAGUUGUGGUUUGGUAAAAGUAACUCUGAUUGUAUAAGAGAAGGAAUGUUAUGUUCUGUUAAUUACUGAUGUCCCCUUUAAGGAUGGAGCAUCCUUGGUCAUGCGCAGUGUUGUUCUAUGUUAUUCUGGUACUAACUCGUUUGAGUACAUGUGAAGCUCCAGUUCAAUUACUUGUAUUCAGUCUUUCUUAUUAUAUAAAUAAAUACUAAGUGUUAAGACACUACAAAAGUGAAGGUUAAGUGUUGUAAUUGUGGGGGGGGAGUUAGUUUUAUUUUAAUGGUAGUACAGAAUUGGACACAUUUUUAGGUGGAUGCGUUACUUUUAUACGAAUAUGCAUGUCAAUAUGCUAGUGUAAUGGUUCAGUAGCAUUAGCUAGCACAACAGCCAGCUAAGGUAGCUAGCUAGAUUUGACAUCAAAGCAAACCUUAAUUCUGACAGAUGGAUACCUUUCCCUUCCCGAUAUGUUGUAAGAGGAUGCAUCAACACCCUGGAAAUAUGUUUGUGGUGCACUCGCGCAACACUUACUGAGUGAUAAAUGAGUGUAUCGUCUUCAAGAUUUAUAAGGUGAUGCAACAGGCGCAUCAUAGACAGUCCAGUACUUGCAGCAGAUGUACGCAGCCCAGCAGCAACACUUCAUGUUACAGACAGCAGCCCUCCAACAGCAGCAGCAACUAAGCAACGCUCAGUUCCAAAGUCUAGUCGCUGUGCAGCAGGUUACCAUAGUGGCAGGACGACAGAGCUACAAUCUGAGUGGGAACACUUCUUAGCAGACAGGUUCCACACAGACCACUGUAAACCUGGCCACACCUCUAGCAGCAGCCCAGCUAAUCAGCAGAGCCCAAAAUGUUAGCUCUGCCCCCACAUGUAUCCUCCAGCAGGCCAUGCUCCUGGGCAACGCCUCCAGUCCCGCCCUCACCACCAGCCAAGCUCAGAUGUAUCUGCGGGCUCAGAUGCUCAUCUUCACCCCAACUGCAGCUGUUGCCACUCUCCAAUCAGAGGCCUCCGUACAGUCCGCCAUCAACCAACAGUCUAAUAGUGCACAGGUGCAGAACAUUGCCAUCCGUAGCCAGCAGGAGGCUCCCUCCUCCUCCUCUCAGCUCCAGGGCCUGUAUCUCAAACAGAUGUCUGGAGAGGCCCAGCUCCACAUAAAGCUGAGUGCCCACCUGCAGGUAAGGGAGACGCUGAGCGGCUGAAUGCGCAACCAGGUGCAGGCUCGCUUCCAGUCAUGACCUCGGGGAAUGGGAACAAUGCGCCCACGGUGACCGGCAGCACCCCUCAUAAUGGCGAGAGCAAACCGCCCCAGGCAAUAGUGAAACCCCAGAUCCUCACCCACGUCAUUGAGGGAUUUGUGAUCCAGGAGGGAGCCGAGCCUUUCCCUGUGGAACGUCCGUUGUCGUUGCUGAUCGAGAACCUGAAGAAACACAAACAGCAAACACUUUCCGACUCAGAGAAAACGACCUCCUCCAACAGCACCACAGACUCUGAGAUGGAGGACUUAUCACACCAAGAGCUGAAGCCGCAGGAGGAGCCCACCCUGACGUGUGAGCUAUGUGGCAGAGUGGACUUUGCCUACAACUUCAAGAGAUCCAAGAGGUUCUGCUCCACAGUAUGUGCCAAACGGUAUAAUGUGGGCUGUACAAAGCGAAUGGGCCUCUUUCCAAAUCGACAAACCACCAUGGAGAAACUGAAGAAGCAAAGAAUGUUGGAUGGAAACCAACAGAACUCAAGUUCAGAAACCAAAAAACGGACUCCCACCACUGGCCAACAAACUGGGGGUGGAUCGUUGACUUCCAGCCACCCCUCUCACGGGGAGUCCAGCCAGUGUUCGGACAUGUCUAGCUACGAGGGUCCUCCUUCGCCCCCCCUGUCUGCUGCCAGCUUCGGUGCUCACAGGCCCCAGGUGGACAGAGGGCCCGAGCACAUGGAAGGCUGUGGACAAAACCUCACAAAGCACUUCCUGCCCAGCGAUCCAGCCAAGUGGAACGUGGAGGACGUCUACGGCUUCAUCUGCUCCCUGCCAGGUUGCCUGGCGAUAGCCGAGGAGUUCCGCUCCCAGGAGAUCGACGGCCAGUCCUUGCUGCUGCUUAAAGAGGACCACCUUAUGGGCACAAUGAACAUUAAACUGGGGCCCGCGCUCAAGAUCUUUGCCCAGAUCAGUGUGCUGAGAGACUCGUAGCCCCUCUCUGGAGUCGCUACACACUGUCUUUUUCUGCAAUGAUCUCUGUCCUCAACUCCGACCAUUCUCAAGCCUACUGCUGUUGCAGGUGCGUUCCAGGGUGGUGGCGGAUGGACGACGGUUUUGUCUCUGUCCCAUAAAAGAUGAUGGUCCACAGGAUAUUGACAGCACUAUUUAAUUUUAGAGCUUUGACUCUGGACUGUCUCCCAUGCCAUGCAGGAAUGGUUAGCUACUGUAUGAGUUGUACUGUGGAUGUUGUACU